UCUUCCAGAAUGAAGAAGACGCUGCCGUAGCCGUUCAAGCGUUCGACGGGUAGGUGACCGUUCUCAUUGUGGUAUCUACUUGACGUCCGGUCCGGCUCAUUAUGGUUAUCCAUACUGGCAGUUUCGAAUUCAACGGUCGAGCCAUCAAAGUACGACAAGAUCGCAACAGUACUGGCCCGGGCAUCUCAGCUCAGAGCGUCUCCAGUGGCGUUCAGUUGGCAUACGGAUCAGCUGGACCGGGCAUCGAUGGCCUUCCAGGCCACGCCGAUCGACAACCCGCCCAGACCCUGAGGCAGGCCAUCCAUCUGAGGCAGGACCGUAUGCUCGACAAUCAGCUUGAUCCGCUCUCUGCCUCGAGCAACGGAUUAGGAUCGUCUCCGAAGCCCGUCUCGCAAGAGGAUCCGAAGAACCAGGUGACCGCUUCGAUUCGCCGGGGACAGAUCGGCACGAACGUCAACGCCAACAAUGGAUCGUCCAGUGGCAGGUUCCGGAAUGGAUCUCACCCCGGGCGGAUCAUCAUGCCCAGCUUCAACGGGUUUGGUCAGCCUAAUCCGAUGUCGCCCGUUCAGCAGCGUGGCAUCCCGAUGACUCCCUCUGUGAGUCGCUCGAUACAGAUGCGAAUUCGAGCGAUUCUCGAAUCUGACCUCGUUCACCUGUUUGCAGAUGCCCGGCUACAACUUUCACGCGUAUCCUGUAAGCCCUCUGUAUCGAGGCCCGUGCGAGUCCCGCCCGACUAAUCCAUCUCCUUAUUCUAGUCCACGCCUCCACUCCAUCCCAUAUCGUUCCUGUCGCCAGGUCUUGGCCCGUUCUCGCCCACAUUGAACAGUCCUACGACGUUUGGUUUCAACCCGUUCCAUGCUGCGCCGGGUGCUCCGCUCAUGACCCCAG
Molecule: messenger RNA, 888 nt
Organism: Filobasidium floriforme
Lineage: Eukaryota; Fungi; Basidiomycota; Tremellomycetes; Filobasidiales; Filobasidiaceae
Exons: 1
Coding region: 102-737 (211 amino acids)
Source: RefSeq, a predicted model, not a curated record